Messenger RNA from Heterotrigona itama, 5837 nucleotides. Lineage: Eukaryota; Metazoa; Arthropoda; Insecta; Hymenoptera; Apidae. The record is from the annotation of a GenBank genome assembly.
GUCACUUUGAACAGUCGAAUGAACGUGUCGAUGGAAGAGUUGUUCGAGGAUCUGUUACCCUCGCGGGAGAAGGGAGAAAGGAUCAUCUUGCAUGGCGACCAAGUGAGAGAAAAGAAUUUAAGAAUUUAAGAAUUUUCCAAUAAAUUAAUAAUUAAUAAAAUACAUACACCAACUGUCGUACACCUCUGUUUCUAUUUUUGCUCGAUUCACGAUUCUUCGAACUCUCGAGUCACGUCAGGCAAGAACAAGCAUCACCGAGCAAGAACUUCGGAACUUGGUGUAUUGCGACUUUGGGGAUGCAAAAGUGGACACGCGACUGUACCAGGAGGUUUCAAAUCUCGAGCAAUUACGAGAGAUAGUGGAAACUUAUUUGGCCGAGUACAACGCAAUGUCUAGAAAGCCGAUGAACUUGGUGUUAUUCCGGUUUGCCAUCGAACAUUUGGCGCGGAUUUGCCGCGUUAUCAAACAACCGCGAGGUCACGCGGUGCUUGUCGGCGUUGGGGGCACGGGAAGGCAGUCGUUGACCAGGCUGGCCUCGCACAUAUCCGACUACGACGUUUUUCAAAUUGAAGUCACUCAGCAAUACGGUGUUCACGCGUGGCACGACGAUGUCAAGGGAAUUCUGAGACGCGCGACCGCCACCGAUCUUCAUUCUACCUUCCUCUUCUCCGAUACUCAAAUCAAACACGAGAACUUCCUCGAGGACAUUAGCAAUUUGCUUAAUUCCGGAGAGAUACCGAAUAUAUUUACUGGCGAAGAACUGGCAGAGAUCUGCGAGCAGAUGAGGCAAAUAGACAGGCAGCGGGAUCGGUCGGUACAAACGGAUGGAAGCGCGGUUGCUUUGUUCAAUCUGUUUGUCCAGAUAACACGCGAUCAACUUCACAUCGUGAUAACCAUGUCACCGAUAGGAAGUAAUUUUCGCAUUAGGAUCAGGAAAUUCCCGGCAUUGGUCAACUGUUGCACCAUCGAUUGGCUCCAGCCGUGGCCAGAGGAUGCCCUGCUGGCGGUUGCGACUAAAUUUCUCUCGACGAUCGAAUUGACGGACAACGAGAGGGCCGCUGGCAUCGACAUGUGUCAAUUCUUUCACGUUUCCACGCAAGAUACAAGCGCCGAGUUCCUGAUUCGACUGGGCAGACACGUUUACGUCACUCCAAUUUCAUACCUCGAGAUGAUAAAUACGUUUAAAGAUCUGUUGACGAGGAAACGAGAAGAAAUAACGAUGGCAAAAGUUCGAUACGAACGUGGUUUGGGCCAGUUGGAUGAAACGCAAAAGCAAGUAGCGACGAUGCGAGAGAUUCUGAAAUCGUUGCAACCGCAACUGAUAACCGCCACGCAAGAUGUCGAAAGAACGUUGCAGGAAGUUGACCGAGAGAGACAAGAAGUGGCGGAAUUUGAGAAAAUCGUCAAGAUGGACGAGAGCGCAGCUGAGAUUUACGCGAACGAAGCAGCCGCGAUCAAAGCGGAAUGUGACGCUGAUUUGAGCGAAGCGAUGCCGAUUCUGAAACGCGCGCAAGCCGCGUUGGACACUUUGACGACAGCUGACAUCGCUGUAGUCAGAGCGAUGAAGAAACCGCCGCAAGCAGUCAGGUUGAUCGUCGAAAGCGUCUGUGUUCUCAAGGUUGAAAAUUCUCUCAACUUUCAGUUCAGCAGUAGUUCUAUAAUUCUCGUGCGUUAUAUUCGUACUUUAUAUUCGCAUGUACUGCAGCAAAUAAAACCGGAGAAAGUUCAGCAACCGGAUGGCACGUUCGCGGAGGAUUACUGGAGGGCAGCUCUGAGAAUGCUGAGCGACGUGAAAUUCCUCGAUUCGUUGCUGAAUUUUGACAAAGACAACAUUCCCGACGCCGUGAUUGAGAAAAUUCGAAGCGAAUACUUGACCAACCCGGAUUUCAAUCCCGAGAAGAUAAAGAAAGUAUCGACCGCGUGCGAGGGAUUGUGCCGAUGGGUGUACGCAAUGUCGGAAUAUGACAAAGUGUCGAAGGUAGUGGCUCCGAAGAAGAAAGCUCUGGCAGAAGCUCGCAAGAUUUACGACGAGGCUAUGAAUAAUUUAAAAGCGAAACGGCAACAACUUCGACAAGUACAGGAAAGAUUGAAAACGUUGGAAGAUGUUCUGGAGCAAAGAAAAAUGGCUUUUCAAGCAAUGUCCGACAAAGUGGCAGACUGCGAAGUCAAGCUGAAACGUGCCGAAGACUUGAUCGGAGGACUGGGCGGAGAAUACACGCGUUGGUCCGAUACAGCGAAAUUUUUAGGAGAAAGGUACCAGCGAUUAAUGGGUGACAUUGUGAUUGCCUCGGGCGUAAUCGCCUACCUAGCUCCCUUCACAAUGCCGUUUCGUCUUCGACAGAUCGCUCUAUGGGUAGAACGAUGUACCAAUCUGCGAGUGAUUUGUAGCUCAGACUUUCAACUACGUGACGUUCUCGGGGACCCAGUGUCCAUCAGAUCUUGGAAUAUUUUCGGACUUCCGAACGAUGCGUUUUCCAUCGACAACGGUAUUAUCAUCGAAAAUGCGAGAAGAUGGCCGCUGGUGAUAGAUCCUCAAGGUCAAGCCAACAGAUGGAUAAAAAACAUGGAGAAACGAAAUAACGUGAACAUUAUUCGGCUAACUCAGCCAGAUUACGGCCGAGUGUUGGAAAACGCGUUGCAAUUUGGACUGCCGGUACUUCUCGAACACGUUGACGAAGAAUUGGACGCGAUGCUCGAGCCGAUUUUACUCAAAGAAACGUUCAAGCAAGCUGGCGUGCUCUGCAUAAAAUUCGGUGACGCGAUCAUCGAGUACAACAGUAAUUUCAGGCUGUACAUUACCACAAGAUUGAGAAAUCCGCAUUACCUGCCAGAGAUAGCGGUGAAAGUAACGCUGCUAAAUUUCAUGAUAACGCCGACCGGACUGGAGGACCAAUUAUUGGGCAUUGUUGUAGCAAAGGAGAGGCCGGAUCUCGAAUCGGAGAAGAACGUUCUGAUCGUACAGGGAGCUGCGAACAAAAAGCUGUUGCGAGAAACGGAGGACAAGAUCUUGGAGAUAUUGUCGAUUGCCGAGGGUAACAUCCUGGAGGACGAAGAAGCGAUAGACGUUUUAACGUCGUCGAAAAACUUGAGCGACGAAAUUCAAGUGAAGCAAACGGUAGCCGAGCAAACGGAAAGAUCAAUCGACGAAGCCAGAUUGCAGUACACGUCUAUCGCCGUAUAUUCGACCGUGUUGUUUUUCACCACUGAAAGACUGAAAGACGGAAGAAACAUAACGACGAAAACAUUGGUUUCAGCUGCCUUGGUAAAUAUCGAUCCCAUGUAUCAAUAUUCAUUGUCGUGGUUCGUAAGUCUGUUCGAACUGACGAUUGAUCAUACGGAACCAGCGGAGACGGUGGAGCAACGAUCGAAAGAUCUCGUCAGAUAUUUCACGUAUUCCCUGUACGCGAACAUUUGUAGAUCUUUAUUCGAGAAGGACAAGUUACUGUUUUCUCUGUUACUGACGGUCAAUUUGCUGAAACAACGAGGGCAACUUUCUCCCUCGCAUUGGAUAUUUUUGCUGACGGGUGGAAUCGCUAUCGACAAUCCACACGCGAAUCCGACGACGUGGCUACCGAUUAAACAGUGGAACGAACUGUGCAACCUCGACCAGGUGCAAGAGUUUUCGGGUAUUCGAGAAGCAUUUGUCGACAACACGGUCGAAUGGAAGCGAUUAUUCGACUCGAAGGAACCGCAAACCGAAGCCGUCCCCUCGCCGUUUCAACAUUUGGAUCGGUUCGAGAAAAUGUUGAUACUACGAUGCAUUCGUCCCGAUAAGAUGCUGCCAGCGGUACAGAGUUUCGUCGAGGGUAUCGUCCCCAAAAUAUUACUCUUAUUAUACAUAUACACGGAUACUUUUCACACGCUCUUCAGAUUUUCCUCCAGAGAACAAACUUUUUCCCUCAAACUAACGAUCGACACGAUGCUACUUUCACGCACAGCGGAACUUGGUUCGCAAUUCAUCGAACCGCCACCGUUCGACUUGGCUUCUACUUAUGCCGAUUCAAACUGCUGCGUCCCACUGAUAUUUAUAUUGACACCGGGUACCGAUCCAGCGCGAUUACUACUCACGUUUGCGGAUGAACAAGGUUACAGCGUCGACCGCCUUUUCUCCAUUUCCCUCGGUCAAGGACAGGGGCCAAUCGCCGAGGAAAUAAUUCAAACGGCUGUGAUAGUCGGUAACUGGGUGGUUCUGCAAAACUGUCAUUUGGCCGUCAGCUGGAUGAGUACUUUGGAAAAAAUUUGCGAAGGCCUGAUGCCCGACACGAUUCACCCCGAGUUUCGUCUCUGGUUGACAAGCUACCCGUCCGAACACUUUCCCACCUCGGUUCUAGAGAACAGUAUAAAAAUGACGAACGAACCACCGAAAGGCUUAAGGGCUAACAUCGUUAGAUCGUACGCCAGUGAUCCGAUCAGCGAUCCGGAUUUCUUCGAAUCUUGCUCGCAAACUGAAAACUUCAAGAAGCUUCUCUACUCGUUGUGUUUCUUCCACGCUGUGGUCCAGGAAAGACGAGAAUUCGGCUCGAUCGGCUGGAACAUCAGAUACGAGUUCAACGAGACUGACCUUCGAAUCAGCGUUUUACAAUUGCACGUUUUCCUCGAUCGGUACGAAGAUGUGAAAUUCGAUGCUCUCAAGUAUCUGACCGGCGAAUGCAAUUACGGUGGGAGAGUUACAGACGAUUGGGAUCGCAGAACCUUGAACGCUAUACUGUCAAAGUUUUAUUCCGAAGAAUUACUCGCCAAGAAAUAUUGUUAUUUCGACGAUACUUCGACGAUUUACUAUUGCCCAAACGUGCGAGAACACGAAGCGUUCGUAGAAUACACCAAAAAUUUACCAUUGAUCGCGGAACCGAGUGUUUUUGGGAUGAACGAGAACGCGGAUAUUAUCAAAGAUCAGCGUGAAACGAACUUUUUAUUUUCGUCGCUUCUACUAACUCAGGAGAGAAUCGAGUCGCCAACUGGACAAUUCACCAACGACGAGAUAGUACUUGGAAUGUCGAACGAUAUUUUAGAAAAAUUGCCAGACGACUAUGACCUUGUAUCGGCACUUGAAAAAUACCCAAUGUCUUACGAACAAAGCAUGAACACCGUGUUGAUACAAGAAAUGGGAAGAUUUAACAAACUUCUCAGCUGUAUCGAGACUAGUUUGGAAAACGUUAUACGAGCUAUUAAAGGUAUUGUCGUCAUGUCGUUUGAAUUAGAAGAUAUCUACGAUGCUAUUUUGAUGAACAAGAUACCUGCUUUGUGGCAACAACAUUCGUAUCCAUCGCUAAAGCCGCUUGCUAGUUACGUACACGAUUUGUCAAAUCGUUUGAAUUUCUUUAAAGAAUGGUACGAGAAGGGAGCACCGAACAUUUAUUGGAUCUCGGGCUUCUACUUUACUCAAGCAUUCCUCACGGGGACCAGGCAAAAUUAUGCGAGAAAAUAUCAAAUUCCCAUAGACCUUUUAAUUUUCGACUUCUUCGUGUUAGAUCCCGAUACAACAAUGUACGUGCGACAUGCUCCCGAGGAUGGAGUUUAUAUACACGGAUUGUUCUUAGACGGGGCUAGAUUUGACAAGGAACGAAUGGUUUUAGACGAAAGUUUGCCAAAAAUGUGGUUGUUACCCGUGAAAAAAGAAGAUUUAAAAGAAAGAGCAACGUACGAAUGUCCCGUGUAUAAAACUAGCGAAAGACGAGGAGUUUUAUCAACCACUGGACAUUCGACGAAUUUUGUUAUCGCCAUGACCUUACCUACAUUAAAAUCGCCAGAACAUUGGAUUAUGAGAGGAGUCGCACUGCUUUGUCAGCUCUCUGAAUAAAAGCUAUUUCCUUCUCAUUUCUUUCUCAUCUUUGAAACGC